This is a messenger RNA of Aureobasidium musti, 690 nucleotides long. NCBI's taxonomy places the organism in Eukaryota, Fungi, Ascomycota, Dothideomycetes, Dothideales, Saccotheciaceae. The record is from the annotation of a GenBank genome assembly.
AUGAAUUACCAAGACAUAAAGCUUCUGCCAGAUAUGGAUCCUACCUCGACCACCACAUUGGAAUACAAGGACUCUAUCGACUCUACAUCGCCGUGGGAUAUAACAACCAUCGAUAACUUCUUCCAAAUUGGGACUUCCUUCGCCUUCAUGCAACCAGAUCAGCUCGGAGCAUUUUCAAAUUCAUCGUUACCGUUCCUCGACUCCGACUUGUCAUUGUUACCAGAAUCUUUGCCAUCAACACAAUCGACUUCGACUUUGCCUCCAUCAUGGAAUAAUCAAAUCACAUGUCAGAGCACGCUAUCGAGCAAGUCUGAAUCUACUAUGCAUGCUGCUUCGGAAGGAAUUCAACAAGCCACCAAGCCUCAGCCUAGAGGUCGACCGAGAAAAGACCUGAGCAAGAAGCCGACUACGUCUCCACCAAGCGACAGCAUUGACAAAUAUCGUGCGAAGAAUCGGAGAGCGUCAGCACGGUGCCGAGAGAAGGAACGAAAUCAAGCAGCCGCACUGGAAGAGGCUUUCCAGGAGCAGACGAAACGCAAUCUCGCCCUCAAACAGGCCACGACGGAUUUGCGAGAAGAGCUUUUCUACCUCCAGAUGCAAGCAUUGCAACAUGGCAAUUGUGGCUGUGAAGAUGUCCAGAGAUACAAUCAGCACAGAGCGCAGAGUAUUGCUGAAGCUUGGGAGCUGUAG